Molecule: messenger RNA, 2583 nt
Organism: Stylophora pistillata
Lineage: Eukaryota; Metazoa; Cnidaria; Anthozoa; Scleractinia; Pocilloporidae
Source: RefSeq, a predicted model, not a curated record
UCCAAAGAGCUGGAGUUUGUCCCAACUGCAAUUAAGGCGAGGUCUUUACUUUAGUGAAUGCGAUUUUGAUGUGUAUAGAGAAGCUAACAGCUUACCAUUUUCGCGGGAAAAUCAACUUUGUCCGGGUGAAAAAGAAUAUCAGAGACCGUUACAGGAGCAAUCAAAUUAUGUUGAAGUGCUCUUGUGCUUAUCUUCGUUGAAUUUUUAUUCCGAUUCCUUUUUUACUCGGCACAUCAAGUCUUUUGUAAAAAGGUACGCCUUAUAUGCAUGGAUCGUACCAUUUCUCACUGAAUAUUUUCCGAAAGGUAUCGCAGCUGUAGAAUACCCUACCAAUCAUUUAGAUGUCAUUGAAUAAGAAUAGCCUCUAUUAUAUAUGCUUCGUCCUUCAGGCUGUUCUUAGUUGAACAAAUAUGGCGCUUUUUAAGACUAUUGUCGCCAUCGUCCUCAUUGUCACGGCAUUCAGCGUUACAUCAUUCUCUACGCACUUUAAAAACAUCGUCUCUCAAAUUCUCGAGAUCUUUCGAACGUGGAUGCCAUCGUUUGUCAAUAUAUUGGAAGACACUGUGGCCACAAUUUACAAAUAUUGUGCUGAACGCUUCCUUGAAGACAUCAACAGAGCCAUUGCUGGCUUGGUUACCCUUCACAACAAUGGAAUGGGUUAUACAGACGAAUUCCUGCAGCAAGUUCUUGGCAUUGAUGGUGCUACUUUGCCAGAUCAAGUUGGAACAGCAAGAAAUAAACUCUUAUCGCUCAUUUUGUUCCUCUUUUGGGUCAUUAUGGGUCUCAUUUGCAUUUCCAGAAUGUCCUAUAACAAAUUUUUUUUUUUGAUGUCUGGUACAUUCCUUGUCCAUGCUUUUUUUGGGCCUGUCUGGUGCAUACGGUGGAUGGCAUUUUGUAUUGGAAUUUGCUUAUGGAUGGGUUCUCUAGUCUCCAGUAAGCCAAUACCUGCGGCAAUCACUGUUUUGAUUGCUUUCACCUUGACAGGCCUAAGAAGAUGGACGAAGAAAGUUGAUAUGUCGACAAACACCAGUUAUCUCGUGAAGUUUAAUGAAAGUAUCGAGCAAAGACUUGAUGGAAUAGAAAGAAAACUAGAUCUCUUGAUGACAAGGCUGAAUGACAUGAACCAUAAUGUGCACUACAACUGAAAAAAAAAAAUGCACAAUAGAUUUUUGCCAAAGAUGGGCUAUAGAUUUUUGCUAAUCCUGAUUGGUGGAGAAGUUAUGAAAGGAAAAACUGUCAACCAUUGCAAUUCCAGGAUGGACAUGGAUGGACAUGUCUCCUUUCAAUUAAGGAUUAGAGUAUAAUUAUUGAUAAGAGCUAAUUCUAAAUCAACUAUCAUGUUUAGGAACUGAGGAUUAGCAAUAUGAUUGUCCCUAUGAUAAAUCUACCAGCUGUUCAAACUUGACAUCAAGAAAAGCAUGUUCUUUAAUGAAUAAGGAUACAAUUAGGAUAUACCUUGUGCUGCUCACUUCAGUCGUUGUUUGCUACAAAAUUGAUUUUGAUUGAUGCAGAAGAAAUUUUCCUUGAUGCCUAACCCUUUGCCCCAAUAGUGGUCUGCAUCUAAAUUCUGCCAUCACAAUGCUGUGCUCUAAGAAAAUGAGAAGGGAGCCCACUGCUCUGAAACUUUGAAAUACAGGGUGCCCAACAUAUGCUUUUAUAUGAAAAAACUAAAAUUCCCAAGUUGCCCAAGAGUGAAAGUAAAGUACCAGGGGCCACUGUGCACUGCUAGACCACAGCCCUGCAUCAUUAUCACCCCUGAAUCAAACAUGGAGGUCAAAUUCGACAAAUUCUCCUUUAAGUGCCUUAGAAUUUGUACAAAGUCCAGUAUGGAGAACUUACAUACUGAUGUUAAGGUGUAAAGGGUGAAUAGUUUGUGGUUAGGAUGAGUUUUAGCUUAGCCAAUGAAACAGUCUGUUCUGUUUUAAUAAUAAUAAUAAUAAUACAGUUCUUAAAAAUGCAUUAUGCAUAUUAAGUCUCAAUGCUUUUACAUAAGAUUUAAAGUAAUUUCAAAAAUAAGACAAAAUUUAACUAUAAAUUAAAAGCGAUUUUAAAAAGGUGAGUCUCUAGCCUGGUUUUAAAGGAAUCUAUAAGGUUUCGGAAUAUCUCAUAAAAUCAGGAAGUUUGUUCCAAAGCAUGGGGGAUGCACACGCAAAGGAUCUGUCGCCAUAGGUAGAGGUUCUAGAUCUUGGGACAGACAGACUGAUGGACCUUGAGGAAUAGAGGGAGCAGACAGGUUUAUAGAGAGUUAACAGAUUUGCCAAGUAAUCAGGAGCCAGACCAUGAAGUGCUUUACUGAUAGGAACAGACCUGCGAGUGACUGGCAUGGCCUGCCCCUCGCAAAUGAAAGAGGAUUCAGCUUAGGGAUUCAGUUAUUAAUGAGAAUAUCAGUGUGAUUAAUAAAUGAAUUUUUGCAUGAGUGCGUGGGUAUGAUAUAACCACAUUUAUUAAAAGCUGCCAGAUUCUUGCACAAUUUCAUUUGUUAGUUUUUCCAAUGUAUAGGGUGUCUUAUUUAUAUAUAGCCUACAGGGAAGGCAUCUCAUUAGCUUAUGAUCGUUUAUCAGAACGUCAGAAUGGAGAGUGGGG